Molecule: messenger RNA, 321 nt
Organism: Paramecium sonneborni
Lineage: Eukaryota; Ciliophora; Oligohymenophorea; Peniculida; Parameciidae
Source: the annotation of a GenBank genome assembly
AUGGGCUGCAUUGCUUAAAAAACAAAAUUAAAAUCAAAAGAUUAAAUGAGAACGACUAAUCAAAACAGUCAAUAUUAGAAUGAAUUAAAUUAAGAAAGCAAAAUAUUAAAAACUGAACCAAAAGCUGAUAGAGUUAUCAGUGAAAUAAAUGUUUCUCCUUCUCCUCAAAUAGGAAGAAGAUUGAGACAUAUGGUAAGCAGCGACGAAGUUUAAAAAUACAUUAAUAAGAGACAGAGUAUUACUUAAAGCCCAUUCAAGUAUAUCAAGAAUUCUCCAGAAUAAAGGAGAAAGCUAUCUUUGAGGAAUAGCCCUUAAUUGUGA